AUGUUGCAGAAGAAGUGGUAAAGAUAGUUAUUCUUUAGAUGAAACUUUUUGCCUUUUUCUUUGUGGUCUUAGCGGUGUCCGCUGUUAGUCCCGCGAACGCUCGUGGUCUGCGCGGUCGUAAACAGCAACGAUGUAAUUUAGAGACAACCCCAAAGCCACCAUGUAGACCACCGAUUACGACACCACCACCUACGACUACAACCUUACCUUGCCGAAAACCAAAGACUACAACGACUACAGUGCUACCCUGCCAUAAACCAACAACUACAACGACUACAGUGCUACCCUGCCAUAAACCAACAACUACAACGACUACACCUUGUAACCGUAAACCAACGCCUACGACAACAGCAAUUCCUCAAAACCCUUUGAAUACGACUACUACCUGUAGAGUGGACCCAACAACAACUCUGUCCGAACAAGAUCGAACUACAACUCCUUCAGCUGAGGAACCAACAACACCUGGCGGAGAAGAACCGACGUCAACUGCGUCCAGUGAAGAACCAACGACAACUCCUUUAGCUGAAGAACCAACGACAACUCCUUCAGAUAAAGAACCAACAACUCCUGGCGGAGAAGAACCAACGACAACUUCAGCUGAAGAACCAAAGUCAACUGAUUCCGGUGAAGAUCAAACGACAACUCCUGCAGCUGAGAAACCAACAACUCCUGGCGGAGAAGAACCGACGUCAACUGCGUCCAGUGAAGAACCAACGACAACUCCUUUAGCUGAAGAACCAACGACAACUCCUUUAGCUGAAGAACCAACGACAACUCCUUCAGCUGAAGAACCAACGUCAACUGCUUCCGGUGAAGAUCAAACGACAACUCCCGCAGCUGAGGAACCAACAACUCCUGGCGGAGAAGAACCGACGUCAACUGCGUCCAGUGAAAAACCAACGACAACUCCUUCAGCUGAAGAACCAAAUACAUCUACUUCAGCUGACGAACCAACAACUCCUUCAGCUGAAGAACCAACGUCAACUGCUUCCGGUGAAGAUGAAACGACUACUCCUGCAGCUGAGGAACCAACAACUCCUGGCGGAGAAGAACCGACGUCAACUGCGUCCAGUGAAGAACCAACGACAACUCCUUUAGCUGAAGAACCAAAUACAUCUACUUCAGCUGACGAACCAACAACUCCUUCAGCUGAAGAACCAACGUCAACUGCUUCCGGUGAAGAUGAAACGACUACUCCUGCAGCUGAGGAACCAACAACUCCUGGCGGAGAAGAAUCGACGUCAACUGCGUCCAGUGAAGAACCAACGACAACUCCUUCAGGUGAAGAACCAAAUACAUCUACUUCAGCUGACGAACCAACAACUCCUUCAGCUGAAGAACCUUCGUCAACUGCUUCCGGUGAAGAUGAAACGACUACUCCUGCAGCUGAGGAACCAACAACUCCUGGCGGAGAAGAACCUACGUCAACUGCGUCCAGUGAAGAACCAACGACAACACCUUUAGCUGAAGAACCAACGACAACUCCUUCAGCUGAAGAACCAACGUCAACUGCUUCCGGUGAAGAUCAAACGACAACUCCCGCAGCUGAGGAACCAACAACUCCUGGCGGAGAAGAACCGACGUCAACUGCGUCCAGUGAAGAACCAACGACAACUCCUUUAGCUGACGAACCAACAACUCCUUCAGCUGAAGAACCAACGUCAACUGCUUCCGGUGAAGAUCAAACGACAACUCCUGCAGCUGAGGAACCAAAAACUCCUGGCGGAGAAGAGCCGACGUCAACUGCGUCCAGUGAAAAACCAACGACAACUCCUUCAGCUGAAGAACCAAAUACAUCUACUUCAGCUGACGAACCAACAACUCCUUCAGCUGAAGAACCAACGUCAACUGCUUCCGGUGAAGAUCCAUCGACAACUCCAGCAGCUGAGGAACCAACAACUCCUGGCGGAGAAGAACCGACAUCAACUGCGUCCAGUGAAGAACCUACGACAACUCCUUUAGCUGACGAACCAACAACUCCUUCAGCUGAAGAACCAACGUCAACUGCUUCCGGUGAAGAUCAAACGACAACUCCUGCAGCUGAGGAACCAACAACUCCUGGCGGAGAAGAGCCGACAUCAACUGCGCCCAGUGAAAAACCAACGACAACUCCUUCAGCUGAAGAACCAAAUACAUCUACUUCAGCUGACGAACCAACAACUCCUUCAGCUGAAGAACCAACGUCAACUGCUUCCGGUGAAGAUCAAACGACAACUCCCGCAGCUGAGGAACCAACAACUCCUGGCGGAGAAGAACCGACGUCAACUGCGUCCAGUGAAAAACCAACGACAACUCCUUUACCUGAAGAACCAACGACAACUCCUUCAACUGAGGAACCAACGUCAACUGCUGCCAGUGAUGAUCAAACGACAACUCCUGCAGCUGAGGAACCAACAACUCCUGGCGGAGAAGAACCGACGUCAAUUGCGUCCAGUGAAAAACCAACGACAACUCCUUUACCUGAAGAACCAACGACAACUCCUUCAACUGAGGAACCAACGUCAACUGCUGCCAGUGAUGAUCAAACGACAACUCCUGCAGCUGAGGAACCAACAACUCCUGGCGGAGAAGAACCGACGUCAACUGCGUCCAGUGAAGAACCAACGACAACUCCUUUAGCUGAAGAACCAACGACAACUCCUUCAGCUGAAGAACCAACGUCAACUGCUGCCGGUGAAGAUCAAACGUCAACUCCUGCAGCUGAGGAACCAACAACUCCUGGCGGAGAAGAGCCGACGUCAACUGCGUCCAGUGAAAAACCAACGACAACUCCUUCAGCUGACGAACCAACAACUCCUGGCGGAAAAGAACCAUCGACAACUCCUUCAGCUGAAGAACCAACAUCAACUGCUUCCGGUGAAGAUCAAACGACAACUCCUGCAGCUGAGGAACCAACAACUCCUGGCGGAGAAGAACCGACGUCAACUGCGUCCAGUGAAGAACCAACGACAACUCCUUUAGCUGAAGAGCCAACGACAACGCCUUUAGCUGAAGAACCAACGUCAACUGCUUCCGGUGAAGAUCAAACGACAACUCCUGCAGCUGAGGAACCAACAACACCUGGCGGAGAAGAACCAACGACAACUGCGUCCAGUGAAAAACCAACGACAACUCCUUUACCUGAAGAACCAACGACAACUCCUUCAACUGAGGAACCAACGUCAACUGCUGCCAGUGAUGAUCAAACGACAACUCCUGCAGCUGAGGAACCAACAACUCCUGGCGGAGAAGAACCGACGACAACUGCGGCCAGUGAAAAACCAACGACAACUCCUUUACCUGAAGAACCAACGACAACUCCUUCAACUGAGGAACCAACGUCAACUGCUGCCAGUGAUGAUCAAACGACAACUCCUGCAGCUGAGGAACCAACAACUCCUGGCGGAGAAGAACCGACGUCAACUGCGUCCAGUGAAGAACCAACGACAACUCCUUUAGCUGAAGAGCCAACGACAACUCCUUUAGCUGAAGAACCAACGUCAACUGCUUCCGGUGAAGAUCAAACGACAACUCCUGCAGCUGAGGAACCAACAACUCCUGGCGGAGAAGAACCGACGUCAACUGCGUCCAGUGAAGAACCAACGACAACUCCUUUAGCUGAAGAGCCAACGACAACUCCUUUAGCUGAAGAACCAACGUCAACUGCUUCCGGUGAAGAUCAAACGACAACUCCUGCAGCUGAGGAACCAACAACUCCUGGCGGAGAAGAACCGACGUCAACUGCGUCCAGUGAAGAACCAACGACAACUCCUUUAGCUGAAGAGCCAACGACAACUCCUUUAGCUGAAGAACCAACGUCAACUGCUUCCGGUGAAGAUCAAACGACAACUCCUGCAGCUGAGGAACCAACAACUCCUGGCGGAGAAGAGCCGACGUCAACUGCGUCCAGUGAAAAACCAACGACAACUCCUUUACCUGAAGAACCAACGACAACUCCUUCAACUGAGGAACCAACGUCAACUGCUGCCAGUGAUGAUCAAACGACAACUCCUGCAGCUGAGGAACCAACAACUCCUGGCGGAGAAGAACCGACGUCAACUGCGUCCAGUGAAGAACCAACGACAACUCCUUUAGCUGAAGAGCCAACGACAACUCCUUUAGCUGAAGAACCAACGUCAACUGCUUCCGGUGAAGAUCAAACGACAACUCCUGCAGCUGAGGAACCAACAACACCUGGCGGAGAAGAACCAACGACAACUCCCCCCGUUCAAGAACCAACGACUACUCCUCAAGAACCUGUCAUUACUACUACUACCACAUGUAAAUUAAUUUUAAACACAACUAGUACGUCCUGUAGGCAAGAGUCUACGACGACGAGUUCCUCCUGUAAACGCAAAACGACAACAACUAGUCCCUGUGGUGUUAAAACUACAACACCAUGUCAUGGUAAACCUUUCAUCACAACAACUUGUGAGCAAGAAAGCAGUGUAAUGAAAUUGGUAUCCAGCGGUUCGAAGACCAAAUCUGCAUCAGGAGGCAAUAUGAUCGCCGUUAUUGGAAAUGUUAAUAUGGGAAGCGAGUUUUACGCAAAUGCAAAAAAUGUUUUUGAGGCGAUAUUAAAACUAGCUGGGCUUCAAAACGGAGCUUAAGGACGAAUGAAUUUAUGGAAUAUAUUAUAAUAUGGGAACAGAGAACAUAUAUAUUUUCAUAUAAUAAUUUAUAUAUGUAUAUAUAUUAAUCAAUAAAUAAGCAACAUACUAAACAAAGUCUAUUAAA
Molecule: messenger RNA, 4716 nt
Organism: Drosophila willistoni
Lineage: Eukaryota; Metazoa; Arthropoda; Insecta; Diptera; Drosophilidae
Product: proteoglycan 4
Exons: 2
Coding region: 39-4589 (1516 amino acids)
Source: RefSeq, a predicted model, not a curated record